CAUUUUAUAUAAUUGUAUUGUAUUCUGAGUUGAUACAACUUAGAACUCAAAACAGAAUACUAAUUUAUAGUUUUCAUUAUAAGUAUAAAUGGAGUAUCAUGCUAAUAAGAAGAAUAUAGAAAUAGAGUCUACCACUAAUUCUCAGAGACCUAAUAGAUGAAAAGCACUACGAAGACGCGUUCACAUGAAAAUUGCAUUGAAGUUUUCUUUUUCUUUUCAAAAUCACUUUCUAUAAACUAAGUUAAGUUUGUCCAGCUAAUCUAUUACCAUUCGGUUAUCAAUGCCAAACAACAGUGAUGGUCUGGAGGAGGAACGUGAAAGGUGGACAGAAAUGGAGAGUGAGUGGAUAUCUUUAACAGAUGAUCUACGAAUGGAUAUUGAUAACCACCGUAGACACGCAGAGGAUCUGGAGAUAAAACUCAGAAAAGAGAAAACGGCUUCGGAGGAGCUAAACGACGCUCUUGGUAGAGCCAUGCUUGGUCACAGUAGAUUCAUUGAGCAGUACACUGAGCUCCAGGAGAAGUAUGAUGAGUUAGUUGAGAGGCAUAACGUGACGUUGGCGGGAAUAGUUGAUGUGAAGAAAGCAGCGGCUAAAGCUGCAGUGAAAGGUCGUCAUGGGAAGAGUUUUGCCAAAGCCUUUUCAGCUGAGCUUACUGCUAUUAGAGCUGAGAAGGAGAAAGAAAGAGAGUUCUUGAAGAAGGAGAACAAGGGACUUAAGAUUCAGCUGAGAGAUACCGCUGAAGCUGUUCAAGCUGCUGGAGAGUUACUGAUCAGACUCAGAGAAACUGAGCAAUAUGUACAAUCCUCUGAGGAACGUUUCAGCUUACUUGAAGAAGAGAAUGCAAAGUUAAAGAUGCAGAUGGAGAAGUUAGAGGGCAAGCACCAGACAGAAAUGAGUACAAUGAAGCAAUAUCUUGCGGAAAGCAAAUUGCCAGGGUCUGCAUUACAGCCAUGGUUCACGGGGAAUGAGGAACAUUUAUCAGAAGACAGAACCGGUUUGGUCAAGGAGAACGAAGAACAAACAUAUAAAAGGAAUAGGCUAUAUAUCAUAUAAAUCAACGGUUUAAAUAACAAUAUAUAAAAUAAA
Messenger RNA from Brassica oleracea var. oleracea, 1087 nucleotides. RefSeq names its product kinesin-like protein KIN12B. Lineage: Eukaryota; Viridiplantae; Streptophyta; Magnoliopsida; Brassicales; Brassicaceae. Bases 281 to 1054 code for a protein of 257 amino acids. The transcript is spliced from 2 exons. The record is from RefSeq and is a predicted model, not a curated record.